This is a messenger RNA of Acinonyx jubatus (cheetah), 10072 nucleotides long. It is a transcript of the gene ZNF148, whose product is annotated as zinc finger protein 148. The coding region runs from base 2615 to 4999 and encodes 794 amino acids. The record is from RefSeq and is a predicted model, not a curated record. Lineage: Eukaryota; Metazoa; Chordata; Mammalia; Carnivora; Felidae. The transcript has 7 exons.
AACAUCCCAGUUAUUGUACAUUUGUACAUAUAUGCCUAUACUAAUAUAAGGAAGCAGUCAUGUAGGUAAUUCAUUAAUCAUUUAUAUUAGAGAUAUUAGUUAAAAUAUAGACGUGACCACUGUGACAGACUUUAAAGAUAGAAAUAUAUUUAUUUUCUAAUUAUUUAUUUUUGAGAGGGAGAGUGUGAGUGGGGGAGGGGCAGAGAAAACGGGAGACACAGAAUCCAAAGCAGGCUCCAGGCUCUGAGCUGUCAGCCCAGAGCCCAGUGCGGGGCUCGAACUCAUGAAGCACGAGAUCAUGACUUAAGCCAAAGUUGGAUGCUUAACCGACUAAGCCAACCCAGGCACUGCUCUAUGAAAACAAUCUUGAGAUUUUGUAGAGGUUCCUGCGUCAUCAUGACCUGGGUGUCUUUGUCGUCCUUUGCUGUUCUUAGUAUGUGGCUUCUCUCUUGUUGUCCAAGAUGGUUACCGUUAUGCAUGUCAAUAGGAGGAAGAAAGGAUAUUUUUCUUCCCUUAAGAGGAGUUAUGUAUGUCAUUUCUCCUUAUAUUCCAAUGGCUAUAAUACUGUCCCGUGACUACAGUCAGCUGUAAGGGAGGCUGGGAAAUGAGUUUGUCUCACUUAUUAGGCAAGAGGAAAAGAACAGAUUCAGGGAGGGGGAGUUUAUUGUCACUUAGGGUUUGUGUCAGAUUUACUUUCCAUUUGUCUAGUUUGGAUUAACAUUAAAAUUCAAUUUUUAUUAUCCAAGACAUUAACUCUUGGCCUGGACAUUCUGAGACAGUUCAAGUUCUAUGACUAGUUCUCAAAUUUUUUGUGAAUAAACACUGCUAGUCUUGAUAUCAUAAAAUGGAAUAAGGUAUUAAAAGUUAAAAUUGACUUGAGAUACUUCCUCAUCUUGUUUCACUAUCAUUAGGUUGAAAUGAUUUAUCUAAUAUUUUAGACUAACACAAGGGGGUGGAGGCCUUGGAUAGGAGGAUUUCUUUACAUAUAAACAAAGCUAAAUGAUCUCUAGCUAGUUCCUUCUAAUUCUAAAGAGUGUGUUAUUCUAAAUGUUUAGAUAAGAUCAGAAAAACUUUUUCUCAAAGAUAUUAUAUACUUCAAUUAGUUAUUUUUAGAUGAAAAAUACUUCAUCGUACAUUGUAUUUUAUGAUUUUUGUCCUGUUGUAAAUGCUGUGUUUUGAAACAAGUAUCAAAUAUUAUAUAUUCUAUUAUAGAUUUUAUUAAAGGGUUGCAAACUAGUUAUCAGUUUUCCACCAUGUUUUAUGUCAACCUUUUAGCCUUGGUACCCUUUAGUUUUGAUAAAUUUAUAUACUUGUUAUAGUAUAGUCGGCUGGUUGACUUUAGUUUAUGAUGGAAUAGUAUAAGACAUUAUAGAUGUUCUUGGCAUUGAAGGUGAAAAUGCAUCCUUAGUUCUGUGCUUCACAAAUAGUGUUUGUAUUAUUAAAGUGAGAGUAUUUAUCUAAUGUUUAACAAAUGUCAGUUUUAAUAGUUAAUACUUAUUUGUUCUGAAACGAGUUUUGGUUGCUAUGUAGUACAUAUUAAAAAUAACGUAGGUGUUUAAUGUUCGUAGUGUAGAGGGAAGUUUGUUUUAACAAGUAUUUUUGGUAUUCCUUUUCUUAUACAAGCCUGUAGAAAACUCAUAGUUUCCUAACAGAAUAAGUAUUUUUAACAUUAAUAUUUGAAUUGUUGAUAUUGGCAUGAGGUGUGAUGGAUGAAACAAGUAGAUCCAGCAGAAGGUAGGGUUCUGUUUUGCUUGGACUUUUUUUUAAAACUUCUCUCCCCCUCUCCUUUUUAAGAUAAAUUAUAGCUGUUUCUUAAACAGUAUGAGUUGCGAAAAUUUUGUUUUAAUAUUCAAAUAUCACUAUUUUUUUGUUACAUUGUUUUAGAAGACUUUGGUGAUGAGUAUUUGGAAUGCAGAAUAUGCUUAGAUUCUGCUUUAUUUGAGGGGGGUGCAGUAUAUAGAAAUGCCCGUUAACUUUGACUUAAAUAUUUAUAGAUUAUUUUUCUGUGGUUAGAAAAUGGUCAAAGGUUUUUUUUUUGUUAUAUUGUAUAAAAUGAUGGAUUUUAGCCUAUAAUCUCUCUUAUUUUGUAUUUUUUACCAUUGCUGGCACUAGUCAGAAAGACCCAUUUGUUCCUCUUAGAAUGUUUUGAACUAAGUAGCAACUUAAAAAUUGUCAUAGGGCGUAGUUUAUAAGCUCAGCUUUAUAGAUGCAAAAUUGUAGUUGUACAAAGAUAUUUCUGAAGGGGUUUCUGAAUGUAGAAUAUGCCUAGAAGAGAAGUAAACUUUGUUUUUGAAUUAGAGGUGAAGCAGUUUUUGUUUAGAUAAAACUAUGCUUGUGAAGGAUGAGAGAGAAUAGGAAAAUUCUUAAGAAGGGCCAGUGGAAAUUAUUUAAUUCCAUAUUGGUCAUGGGUUUCUUUGUCUCUGGCUUUGUCUAACCAUUUGAUCUUGAAGCUGAUUGAUACUUGUGUUUCCGAUCCUGAUAUUGCUAAGUUGUAAUUUCUCACUGACCCUACAUAGGUUAGAAAAAUUAAUAUCCGAGUUAAUGUAACUGGCAUCCUCCAGACAGCAAAGAGUUUACUGAAAAUGCUUUGGGUGAGAAGCAGUUAUACUUAAGCAUGAACAUUGACGACAAACUGGAAGGAUUAUUUCUUAAAUGUGGCGGCAUAGACGAAAUGCAGUCUUCCAGGGCAAUGGUUGUAAUGGGUGGAGUGUCUGGCCAGUCUACCGUGUCUGGGGAACUGCAGGAGUCAGUACUUCAAGAUCGGAGUAUGCCUCACCAGGAGAUCCUUGCUGCAGAUGAAGUGUUACAAGAAAGCGAAAUGAGACAACAGGAUAUGAUAUCACAUGAUGAACUCAUGGUCCAUGAGGAGACAGUGAAAAAUGAUGAAGAGCAGAUGGAAACACAUGAAAGACUUCCUCAAGGACUACAGUAUGCACUUAAUGUCCCUAUAAGUGUAAAGCAGGAAAUUACUUUUACUGAUGUGUCUGAGCAACUGAUGAGAGACAAAAAGCAAAUCAGAGAGCCAGUAGACUUACAGAAAAAGAAGAAACGGAAACAACGUUCUCCUGCAAAAAUCCUUACAAUAAAUGAGGAUGGAUCACUUGGUUUGAAAACCCCUAAAUCUCACGUUUGUGAGCACUGCAAUGCUGCCUUUAGAACGAACUAUCACUUACAGAGACAUGUGUUCAUUCAUACAGGUGAAAAACCAUUUCAAUGUAGUCAAUGUGACAUGCGUUUCAUACAGAAGUACCUGCUACAGAGACAUGAGAAGAUUCAUACUGGUGAAAAACCAUUUCGCUGUGAUGAAUGUGGUAUGAGAUUCAUACAAAAAUAUCACAUGGAAAGGCAUAAGAGAACUCAUAGUGGAGAAAAACCUUACCAGUGUGAAUACUGUUUACAGUAUUUUUCCAGAACAGAUCGUGUAUUGAAACAUAAACGUAUGUGCCAUGAAAAUCAUGACAAAAAGCUAAACAGAUGUGCCAUCAAAGGUGGCCUUCUGACAUCUGAGGAAGAUUCUGGCUUUUCUACAUCACCAAAAGAUAACUCACUGCCAAAAAAGAAAAGGCAGAAAACUGAGAAAAAAUCAUCUGGGAUGGACAAAGAAAGUGCUUUGGACAAAUCUGACCUGAAGAAAGACAAAAAUGAUUACCUGCCCCUUUAUUCUUCAAGUACUAAAGUAAAAGAUGAGUAUAUGGUAGCAGAGUAUGCUGUUGAAAUGCCACAUUCUUCAGUUGGGGGAUCGCAUUUAGAAGAUGCAUCAGGAGAAAUACAUCCACCUAAGUUGGUUCUCAAAAAAAUUAAUAGUAAGAGAAGUCUGAAGCAGCCAUUGGAGCAGAAUCAAACAAUUUCUCCCUUAUCCACAUAUGAAGAGAGCAAAGUUUCAAAGUAUGCUUUUGAACUUGUGGAUAAACAAGCUUUACUGGACUCAGAGGGCAAUGCUGAUAUUGAUCAGGUCGAUAAUUUGCAGGAGGGGCCCAGUAAACCUGUGCACAGUAGUACUAAUUAUGAUGAUGCCAUGCAGUUUUUGAAGAAGAAACGAUACCUUCAAGCAGCAAGUAACAAUAGUAGGGAGUAUGCGCUGAAUGUGGGCACCAUAGCUUCUCAGCCUUCUGUAACACAAGCAGCUGUGGCAAGUGUCAUUGAUGAAAGUACUACGGCAUCCAUAUUAGAUUCACAGGCACUGAAUGUGGAGAUUAAGAGUAACCAUGACAAAAAUGUUAUUCCAGAUGAGGUACUGCAGACUCUCUUGGAUCAUUACUCUCAUAAAGCUAAUGGACAGCAUGAGAUAUCAUUCAGUGUUGCAGACACUGAGGUGACUUCUAGCAUAUCAAUAAAUUCUUCAGAAGUACCUGAGGUCACCCAGGCAGAGAAUGUUGGAUCAAGCUCCCAAGCAUCCUCAUCAGAUAAAGCCAACAUGUUGCAGGAAUACUCAAAGUUUCUGCAGCAGGCUUUGGACAGAACUAGCCAAAAUGAUGCCUAUUUGAAUAGCCCGAGCCUUAACUUUGUGACUGAUAACCAGACCCUUCCAAAUCAGCCAGCAUUCUCUUCCAUAGACAAGCAAGUCUAUGCAGCCAUGCCCAUCAAUAGCUUUCGAUCAGGAAUGAAUUCUCCACUAAGAACAACUCCAGAUAAGUCCCACUUUGGACUAAUAGUUGGUGAUUCACAGCACUCAUUUCCCUUUUCAGGUGAUGAGACAAACCAUGCUUCUGCCCCAUCAACACAGGACUUUUUGGAUCAAGUGACUUCUCAGAAAAAAGCUGAGGCUCAGCCUGUCCACCAAGCUUACCAAAUGAGCUCCUUUGAACAGCCCUUCCGCGCUCCAUAUCACGGAUCAAGAGCUGGAAUAGCUACUCAGUUUAGCACUGCCAAUGGACAGGUGAACCUUCGGGGACCAGGGACAAGUGCUGAAUUUCCAGAAUUUCCCUUGGUGAAUGUAAAUGAUAAUAGAGCUGGGAUGACAUCUUCACCUGAUGCUACAACUGGCCAGACCUUUGGCUAAAAAAAAGUGUAAAUAAUACUGGCACUUUAGAACAGAUUAAUCAAGAGUGGGGUUACUCUGUGUAAAUGGAGUGCUGUACAGAUUUAAGAGCAAUGCGUUAUAACAAGUUAAGCUGAUAUGAAUAGCAAGAUAAUCCAAUAACUGCAUUUUGUUUGGUUAGUCAGCAUUCUUUGAACUGCCUUACAUGUUGUCACCUUUAUAGAAGCAAUGCAUUACUUGUUUUAGAACAGAAACUUGCUAUUCCACCUACACCGAGUUUCAAAGGAAAAAAAAAAGACUUUCGCACAAUUGUUUCCUAAUUGAUAACAUUGUACAUUCUUAGGAGAUUAGUAAUUGUGUGAAAUUUACUCAUACUGUUUCUAAGUUUUUCAGCAUAGUCAUUGCACUUCAGCAGGGAAUCUGAGUAUACUUUACAGACAGAGUGAACUUCAGAGUUUAAAUGUCAAGAGAUUAUGGCUUAAAUAAAUUAGUGUGUCCUAUAGGAGGAAAAAAAGAAACCAAGAAACCACCGUUUAAAAAGAAUGAUAUGCCAUAUACCCUUGAUUUUCAUUUUGCAUUAUAUUGACAUGUUUUUUUUUUUGAGAAAAGAAAGUAAUAAAAAUCUGAUAGUCUAAGACUCCACUAUUUAAAAGCCUAAUUACUUUUAAAAUAUGCAUACUUUCAAAACUUUUACCAAAAUACGUAACUGUUGAAGCAUUCACUUCUCAAUGGAAGUAUGCAUAUUGGUGUCAGUUUCUUUGUACAGUUGUACUUAGAUAUUUUUUAUGAUUUUUCAUGUGCAGGUAUCAAGGUUUUGAAGUUUUAGUAAAAAGAUAUUCUGUAGAUUACAUUCCCAAGAACAUAAUGCUUACACAAAAUGUAUAUUCCACGUUUUAAAGCUUAAUUGUAUUUUACUUUACAUAUACACUUCAGUUAACAUAGAGCACUUAGAAUCUAUUUGGUAUUUUUGAUUUCUCAAAGUAAAAAAAAAAAUUAGAUUUUUAGGUUUGAUAUGGUUGUGUCAUAAUCAUCUCAUAAUUGACAAUUUUAAUUUUUGGCAAUAAAAGGAAAUUGGAUAUCUUUGGAACUGUAAAACCUGGUUUAAUCCUUCUCUUUCUAGAAUCUUGGUAGAUUGGAUAAUUAAACAGUAUCCAGAGAAACUAAAGAAAUGGGCAUUUUAAUUGCUUAUUUUAUCUUGAAUUACUUUUUAAUGAACACUGCUCAUUACAAUUUUACAAACCAAAAGUGUUUACUAAUUCUAGUAACUACAAUUUCUUUUUCAGCUAGAUGAGUGAUCGGAAACUUUUUGUUGCAUUUCAAAAUCUAAAUAAACUACAGACUUUAUCCUUAUACCACGAAUGUUUUUUUUUUUUAAUAUAUAUAUAUAUAUAUAUAUAUAUACUUUGUCUUAAAAUAAUACAGCAUGGUACCAUAAAUAGUGCUUUUAUAUAUACACAUAUGUAUACUUUUCUAAAGAAUGAUGGUUUGAGUUACACAUUGGACAGUUUUAAGUUUUGGAAAAUAACAUUACUUCUAUUGAUUUUAUUAGCCUCUUUAAUUUGUUCCAACUUUUUUGCUUAUUUUAAUUUCCACCAUCUUUGUCACAAUGCACAUACUGAUGUAGCACCAGUGAUACUCUAAAAUUAAUAUUCUUGGAAGGUGAAACUUUAUUGUUGCUAAUUUCCACUUUAACUUUUAUAUUGGCCCUAUAGAUCUGCAGUCUUUGUUUCAGUAUAGAAUGUUACACAUUUAAAUUAUUGUUUCUUUUAUUUAAUGUUAUCCCAAGACUGUUCUCAUAAAGGGAACAAAGAAAAUAUCAACCCUUAACAUCUUUUACAUUUAUUUUGAAUAUUUUGGUGUUUUAUGAUAAUGAAUAUAAAUUAUGUUUAAUGUGGUUUCCUCUGUACGUUGGUUAUUAAGCUUUGCUUGAAAUAUUAAUUUUCCUAUUUGACAGCUUUCUUUGCUGCCAAACUUUUCAAGAAUUUUAGACUUCUCUGAGGUAGAUGUUUAAGUUCUGCCAUUACUGACUUUGAAGAAUAGUGUGUGUUGUGUUAUACAUCAUGCAAUUGCAAGAAGGCUCUAUUCAGGUGAGAUGUGAAAAAUGGAACUGUGCUCAUGCUAUAUAGGUGUUUAUAUUUUUCUCAUACUGUUAUUUGAUAAUAGGCAUUUAUUUCCUGAGUUGAUUUCUUUUUCUUUUUUCUUUUUUUCUCUUUCUCUUUCUCUUUCUUUCUCUUUCUCUUUCUUUCUCUUUCUCUCUCCUUUUUCCUUUUUCCUUUUUCCUUUUUUCUUUUUCUUUUUUUGAGCCUGGUCAAAAAUUUUGUUCUUCAACAACUUGUUCAGUCCUGGUAUAGUAUACAGUUUUUGUUUGCUUUAAUAUCACCAGCACAGUUUUUUUAGAGUGUGACUCUACUGCUGAGCAGUUAGGGUAAGCCAAGGAAGGCAGGCCUUUGAAAAUGGUAGUUACGCAAGCAAAAUUUCAGGUGUUGCAUUCCUGUCUUCGGCACAUUUCUUUAAAUAUACAUAAUGGCAGACUUUUCUACCACAUUGUAAGCAUUUGAUACUUUGACAUAAGUUAUUGACGUACCAUUUAAGUAUAGUAGUUGUGGCUCUCUUACUGUGAAAUUCUAAAUGCCUACCAGAAUUACCUUGUAUUAUCAUCAUAGGAUAAACAUCUCAACAGUUUGGGUUUCCCCACUUUGCUUUAGAAAGUUACUUAAUUUGUAUCUGGGCAUUAACAGUAAAAAGUAAGUAGCCUUUAUGUGCUGCUGUAGAUCAGAAUAUUGAGGAUAAUAUGAGGAUGAGAUAAUCCUUCUGCAAUUUGUGUUUUUCAUUUCAGUUAGCAAAGUGUUCCAUUAAAACAUGCUCUUAUACCAUUAAACUUUUGGUCAAUGUGAGUGAGGUAUGCUUUUGCACUUAGGACCUACUCUCCUGUUUGAAGAUUGGAAGCAGAUCAGGUUAGAUGAGGUAAUCUCUGUUGAACAUCUUGUAAAGCUUUUUUUUUUUUUUUUUUUUUUUGACUUCUUAUUGUACACAUAUUCAUUUGGUUCAGAAUAUUUGAGUGGCUCUUAAAUCUUUUGGAUGUCCUUGCAGCUUUUCUGUUUGAUAACCAUACAAAUCCAUCCUUUUAGCUCUGGCUGAGGACUGUCAGUGGUCGGGUAAUUUUCCCUUUCUGACAGGCAAAAGAGGUCUUGUGCUCAGGGUAGGCUUUCAUUACCACAGGGGAGAGAAACUUGCAAAGUGCCAGCUAGGUUAGAUCUUUUGCCACUUCUUUCAUUUUAUCAAUUUGGGUUUUUAAAGGGCUGUUUAAAAAAAAAAAGCCGGGAAACUUUAAAAGUAGGCAUUACUGUAGUACCGCAUUUCUUAGACAUAGAACAUCUUAAACUAGAACUUGUUUUUUCACAGUAUAAUUACUUGAAGAAGCACUAUUAUAAUCAAUGAGAAACUUUUUGACACUGCAAUUUAAUUUAAACUUUUUCCGUUUCAAAUUGCUUUAUUUCAGGGAAAUAAUUUUCCAGUUGUUUUGCUAUAUUCUGCAAAUAAAACCGUGUUUCCUUUUUUCACUUAAACGUUGGUAGGAAACAAACUAAAGCAGACAAACAUUUCUUGUUGUGUUUGUUGCUUUCUUUAAUCCAAUGGAUAAAAAAGUAAAACCCUGUAAACAUUAUUUUAUUUUUUUAUGCAAUACCAUGCUGUAAAUACGGUUCAUCAAAUAAGGAUGUACCUAUGAUUGAAUCUUUAAUUCUGCACAGUUAGAGUUUAUAUAUAAACGUGUCUUGACAAUCAAGGACUUUUAUGUGAGUCUUCCUUUAUGAUGUUUAUUAAUGUUAUGCAUUCCAUUUGUUUUGAAGUGAGUACCAAUGUGCUAAUUUGUAUUGUCUGAAAGUAUGUAAUGUUUUUACAGCUUGUUUUUAAGAAUCUGUAAAUAUGUACAAACAAAUCACAGUACUGCUUUAUGUUAGAAGGCAUAUGAUGUUGUACUGUACGUAAGCAAUAAUACAUAGCAGUGCUAACUGUACAAGUAGCAUCAGGAAAGUUCUAAAAACAUUUCAGAGUUAUUCUCCUUAUUUCAUUUAAUAAUGAUUAUCUUUAAUCAGUUUUUAUAAGUAAAUUCCAUUGUUCCUCCUACUGGAACAUAACACUGUUUACACAGCAUAAUUGAAGUUGCAGGGGAGACAGGCUAAAUCUGACUUCAUCUGUACUCACUUUCACUAAGCAUUGAAUGGCCUUACCACUCUUCUGCAAGAUGGAGGAAGACCGCAAAACUUAGUGCCCAUCACACUGAAGGAAGGGGGUGUGGUUUUUUUUUUAUUUGUUUUUUGUUUUUUUUCCUGCUUCUGUACUGCUACCUAACUUUGUGGUUUGCUUUGGAUUUAAUAUUUGUUUCUGUUUUAGAUUCAAGCCCAUAAGUUUUGAGGUGACUUCAGCUCCAUUGUGACAUAGUUCUCUUCAUAGUUCAUAGCUACAUUUCAGUAAUUCUAAACUUUCUACUUUGAUUUUUAGAUAUGUAUUUUUCAAGCUUGAUUUCUCAGCUGAACAGAUGAAUUUAUUCAACUUCAAUACAAAGAAAGACAAACCUAUUGUAGUUUGAAUUGAGUAGAUAUUAUACUGUACAGAACAGCUAACUAUUUGAACACACACAUCACUGCUUUAGAAAUAAAACCGCCAAUUUAUAAAUGUAUAUGACCUACAUUUUAUAGGAGAAAUGUUUUUAAAUGCUAGUCAUUUAUAUAAUGUGCUUUGAAGGAUUUGCUAGUCCACUUCUGUCACUUUUUAGUACACUGGUAUCUUUUAUAUGUAAUGUAUGCUUUUUAUUAUUGUAGCAAAGCAUUUCAGUAGAAUGAAUUUUGCAACAAUAUGGGGGGAAUUUUUCAUUGUUGGAUUUGAAUUAUACUGGAUUUUAUCUGUGUAGUCUUGUCUUUAUUUUAAUGCUGUCUGGAAGGGAACUUGGUAUCCAAAUAAAGCAGGUAACCUCAUUUUACUUCAAGGGCAUACUGUGUAGUGCUGAAUUUAAUCUGGAAAUCUGACGAUUUUGAAAAGAAAAACACAUUUAUAAAAAUUGUACAGAAGAAAUUAAAUGUGUGAUGGAAAUCCUGA